AUGAGCUGCGCCGCGGCUUCACGCACGCAGCCGCUCCGGGCGUCGCCUUCCUUCUCCUUUCCCUCCGGCCGCAAGCACCUCCUCUUCUCCUCCUCGUGGUGCCGCCACCGGACGGGCACGACGCCGCCUCUCGCGGCUAUCGCCGUCUCCAGCGGCCGGCGCCACCUCCAACGACCGGCGCCGCCUCCUGCGGCCUUCGCCUCCUCCUACGGUCGUCGCCGCCUCCUUUCCCGGCCGCUGCCACCUUCUCCCACAGCCACUGCCACUGCCUCCGGUAGGCGAUACUACCUCCGGCGGGUGCUGCCGCCCCCGGCGGCCAUCACCGCUGUCUCACGCCGCCUCCGGCGGCUACGGAUGCCACUGCCGAGGCCCCCAGCGGACAGCGACCUUUCUUCCAGCAGUGCCACAGUGCCUCCGGCAGACAGCGCCUCCGGCGUCCAGCGCCGUCACCUCCGGCAGCCCCUGUCGCAGGCACCGACACCUCCGGGCAGCCGUCAUCACCCUCCAAGCACCCGUCAUCUGACGGGCUCAUCCGGCUUGCGUGCCGUGUGCCGACCUUCUCUCGUUCUUUCAAACAAACAAGUCCGCCAAGUGCAGCCGCUGUGCACUCCACCUCUAGCAUCGGGACCGCCGAGUCCAACCGCUUGGAGAAGGCAUCGCAAUGAGCAAUGUCCACGGUGUGAGCUCCUUGGUAUGACUCCUUUGGAGACGAACAAGUCGGUGAGCGUGGCAAGUUCAAAGUCCGGCAAAGGGAGGAUGUCAACGUCAGAGGCAACGAAGAUCCUCCCUUCUCUUCUCCCCGACGACAGCUCGUAG
Messenger RNA from Zingiber officinale, 816 nucleotides. RefSeq names its product formin-like protein 13. Bases 1 to 816 code for a protein of 271 amino acids. The transcript is spliced from 2 exons. The record is from RefSeq and is a predicted model, not a curated record. Lineage: Eukaryota; Viridiplantae; Streptophyta; Magnoliopsida; Zingiberales; Zingiberaceae.